Messenger RNA from Aspergillus clavatus NRRL 1, 1131 nucleotides. RefSeq names its product deoxyhypusine synthase. The record is from RefSeq and is a predicted model, not a curated record. Bases 1 to 1131 code for a protein of 376 amino acids. Gene Ontology annotation, cellular component: cytoplasm. Gene Ontology annotation, molecular function: deoxyhypusine synthase activity. Lineage: Eukaryota; Fungi; Ascomycota; Eurotiomycetes; Eurotiales; Aspergillaceae. The transcript is spliced from 2 exons. Gene Ontology annotation, biological process: peptidyl-hypusine biosynthetic process.
AUGAGCAGCAAUCAACAAUCCUCGUCUACGGAGGCGGCCCCUUCGUCAGCCACCAAUGCCGUCCUCGUCGCCUCGGAGCCCGUGCCUGAGGGGUCGCAUGAGGUUCGUGGUGUCGACUUCGAUCGCUUUGCCGGACGCGAUAUCACGGUGGCUGAGAUGGUCGACAACAUGGUCCACAUGGGUUUCCAGGGUAGUGCCGUUGCAGAGGCGACCCGCAUCGUCAAUGAGAUGCGAGCAUACCGCCAUCCAGAAACGGGAGAAAAGACGACAAUCUUCCUCGGCUACACCUCGAACCUGAUCUCGUCCGGUCUACGCGACACCAUCCGCUAUCUCGUCCGUCAUAAGCAUGUCUCCGCCAUCGUCACCACCGCGGGCGGCGUCGAGGAGGAUCUGAUCAAGUGUCUGGCCCCGACCUACAUGGGCAGCUUCACAACCCCCGGUGCUGGACUCCGUGCGAAGGGCCUCAACCGGAUCGGCAAUCUCGUGGUCCCCAACAGCAACUACUGCGCCUUCGAAGACUGGUUGAUCCCCAUCCUGGACAAGAUGCUGGAGGAGCAGGAGGCGGCGAAGAAGAAGGCGCUCGAGACGGGCGACGAGGAGGACGAACUGCACUGGACGCCGAGCCGGAUCACCGAGCGACUGGGCCGCGAGAUCAACCACGAGGACUCGGUGCUCUACUGGGCGGCCCGCAACAACAUCCCCAUCUUCUGCCCGGCGCUCACGGAUGGAUCGCUCGGCGACAUGCUCUACUUCCACACCUAUCGGUCCUCUCCGCAGCGGCUCCGCGUGGACAUUGUCGACGACGUCCGGCGGAUCAACACGAUGGCGGUGCGGGCGGCCCGCGCGGGCAUGAUCAUUCUGGGCGGCGGGGUGGUCAAGCACCACAUUGCCAAUGCCUGUUUGAUGCGCAAUGGCGCCGAGCACGCCGUGUACAUCAACACGGCGCAAGAAUUCGACGGCAGCGACGCGGGCGCGCGACCGGAUGAAGCUGUCAGCUGGGGGAAGAUCAAGGCCGACGCCCAGGCGGUCAAGGUCUACGCGGAAGCGACCGUGGCGUUCCCGCUCAUUGUGGCCGCCUCCUUUGCGCGAGCCACUCCCAUUCCAUCCGAGUCCCACCAUACUACCAAUUGA